Molecule: messenger RNA, 827 nt
Organism: Oreochromis aureus
Lineage: Eukaryota; Metazoa; Chordata; Actinopteri; Cichliformes; Cichlidae
Exons: 3
Coding region: 1-609 (202 amino acids)
Source: RefSeq, a predicted model, not a curated record
AUGAAUCUCUCUUCCACCACUCUUUCUUAUACAGUUGUUGAAACUGAGACAGCUGUCAUACUCAACGUUUUUUCUACAUGGACAUAUCAAAAUAUCCACACAACACACUUAGUGAUUGAAGGAGGAACCCUGAAGCCCACACACCUUUCAAAAGGCACCAUCAUCUAUGCUACUGUUGGGGGUGCUAGUCUAAUCGCUGUCUUGCUGCUGGCAGUAUGGUUUGGGAAGUCCAAACAAACCUCAAAAGAAGAACUACAAGUUUACUGCAACAUUUCACACCUUAGAAAAGACAAAAAAAGAGAGGUCAGCUGUGGCUUCAAUGAUGCUGAUAAGAAGACAAAGUGUAGUAAGAAGAGCUCUUGUGUCUUUACUCUCCAAAAAAGACCGGAGCCACCAACAUCCGAACCCACAACAAACAAAUGUAGCGUAACCAUUGAUACUGACGAUAACAUAUAUUUCACCAAACUUCCUGCACAUUCAGAAAAUUCACCCACAGAGGACCAAAAUGACUAUGCUAAUAACUCUGCCAUUUACAUUAUUCCUUUGCCAGAUAUUAUGUAUGACGCAACAGAUGAUGGCACUUGUAGAGAACACAUGCCUAAUCCUUAAACAUGCAAAAAUACAGAUCGCUGUGCAAACAGUGCAUCACCUUGUGUCUCCCGUGCCCCCUGUGAAUCCAGCGAAGACAAGCCCGGAUCACGUUGGUUUGGUUUAAACUUAUCAGGAACAAAUCCGAGUUCAUCUCAAAGAGUAAUGAAAAGAAAUGUCUUCAUCUUAUUAAGCAUGUACAUGAAAUUGCACUCUCAUUGUUUCAACCACUGUUUCAG